UAAUUUGUCAAAAACCCUAAGUCGUAGCUCAUUUUGAGACCUAAGCUAAGCAGGAUUAGCUCAUAGAUAAAACUCUCACGACGCUAACUGUUUUUGCUCGGUAGAAUAGUGACCUAGAGCCAUGUUUUGUUGCUGACAUGAAGUUGAAGUUACGUAGGAAACACUGUCGAAGCAGUAAAAUGUGGUUAUUGUUCCGCUUGUUUCCUUUGAUGACCUAAUAACGAGUCGACUGGCCAUCGUUUAGCUAGCUAGCUCAGUAGCUAACGUUAGGUUGUGUAAAAAAGCUGCAUAGGUAAUCCUUGGUAUUAGGUUUGGAAGAUGUUUUCAGGAGUGGCAGGGAUUAAAGACGAAAGUAGAUACAUCUCAGAAUGGAUUUUUAUGAUGCUAGGGUAGUUCUUUCCUGCUGAGUGUUGACUUAAGGCGCUGUAAAUGAAAGAAUACUGCUGAAGGCUGUACUGUGCUGUUGACAGAUACUGGGUAAUCAUGGAACUAGUCUGAUACCAGGACUGCAGGAGAACAUGAUUAAAAGUCCAUCUGUUGACUAGCAGCAUCACAAUGUCUGUCAACGCCCUCCUGCGAUGCACCAUCAGGCUACACAGGAAACAUGUGACUACACAUUUAGUUCAUCAGAGAAGUUUGUCGGGGGCAGAGGCUGUCAAUGCGCUCAGACCGUUUUAUCUUGCAGUCCAUCCAGACUUCUUUGGUCAAUAUCCCAGAGAACGGGAUGUGAAUGAAAAUUCAUUAAAAAGGCUAAAUGGCUAUCUGGAAAACUUGCAAAAGCCUGGGUCACAUUCAGUGCAGCCAAUGAAGCUCACCUUUUAUGUAAGGGACACGAAGGAAAGCAGCGAUGAGCAGCAGGAUCCCCUCAUCUCAGGAUUUCGCUCAGUGAGUUUCAUCCUGCACACAAAUGAUGUCUUGAGCACAGUGAUGAACGUCUUGACGUCCUGCUGUCUACCUGUGGACCACAUGAAAGGACUGAAAGCAAGUACGUCAAAAGAGACAUCAAAAAGCCCACCUGAGGCGCAGGUGCCGUUCUACAGGCCUAUCAAAUGGGAUAAAAGUUACUACACCUUCAGUGGCUUCAGAGACCCUGAACAGGAGCUGCAGCAGGCUAGGAGAGUGGAGCCUACUCUCAGCUUGUGGCUGAGAAACAACGAGCCUGAAGCAACAAAGAAGUACAGUGCUAGUCUUCCUCGGAGAGAAGAGCUGAAGAGACUGCAAAAGGAACUGUGUCACAAAUUUAAUUUAGCAGAUAUCAGGUGGCAACGCAACUGGGGAGUGGCCCACAGGUGUUGUCAGCUUCAGAGUCUGGUCCGACUAUCUCAGCAGAAUCCUGAGGCCCUGAUCCACCUGCAAGGGCAUACCGUUGUGUUCGCUGACCAGUCAGGAAUGAAUGCCUCUGGACAUGUCAUGCUAGGAACCAUGGACGUUCAUAAUCAGUGGAUCAAACUACUAGAGCAGCUGCCCAGCUACCGUAGCCUGCAUCACCAGACAGACUGGCUGAAGGAAAGGAUCAGUCUUCUCCUGGGUGGGACUCAAGUGGUCCACAUGGAAAGGCUGGGACCAGUCCAGCCCAUCACUGAGCACUACAGCAGUCUGAGAAGCUUCCAUCAGAGCUUGAUGUCCCAACGCCUUCACCUGCACCCCAGGAGCCUGCAGGGCCUCACUAUGUUGUUGGAGAACGACCGCUCUAGACCUACUCUUCAUGAGAUGGGUCACUUCAUUAUUCCCACCAACUGUGACCCACCCCAGCUGCAGACCUUCCUCCAGAACCAUGCCCCCGAGGCCAGACAGCGCAUUCAACGCAAAAACCAGCUUCAGGCUGAGGAGGAAGCUGUGGUGAAGCUGUGUCUCCGGAGUCUGUCUCUGAGGAGUCUGACCAAGGAGCCCAGUGUGAGCUCCAGCCAGAUGAUCCUGUGCUGCAGAAGGCUGCUGGAGCAGCACUCCCCACUGAUGCAGGGCCUGCUUAUUUGUGUGUCUCACUUCUACUCAGUCAUGCAAGAUGGAGACCUGUGUGUCCCGUGGGACUGGAAGAGCUGAUCUAGAGGGGCAUGUUCUAGACCUGCACGAUUUCACUUCGUACAGGUCUAAGAGGUAUUUUGAAAAAGAAAAGAAAAAGUCGUUCACACAAGAAAUACACCGAACUUGUUUGCAAGGCAAGUUUAUUUCUAUAGCACAUUUCAUACACGAAGUUGAUUCAAAGUCACUACAGAUUUUGGAUUUUAGAAGGAGAACCCUUUAACCAGGGAAAUAUUCAAGCAGACCAGUGAGGGUUUAUUGAAUAAGAAGCACUUUAUCUUAUUGUUAAAAAAGGCUAAAAGAAAGAGAAUGUGGAGAUCAGUGGCUCCCCCCUGGUGUGUCUGUUCAGAUGAGAGUUGAGGCUUUGUGGUUUAACAAAGUCCGUAUUUAUUGUUGCUGUGUAAAGUGCACUGAAAAACAAUGGAAUAAUAGUUCUUGUAAAGGCACAAAACUAAAGCUAAAUUAGUCACUACCAAUCAACGCACAUGGUGAGAAUUGUUUGAUUUCCAUUAAACAGGCCGAAGUGUUUAGUAGGUUUAAAGUCAUAAUAAGUCAACAUUGCCCCUGUAGAAGUAUCAAACACAGUAUUUUUGUCUAGUAGAAAUCAUAACUGUGAGUGAACAUCACUUAAUUAUGUGAUGAUAAAGUGAUUGUGGGGAGACGAUCCAGAAACAUCAACACAGAGUUCCUUCAGUGUUUUGUCACAAGUACAGUUCGGUACCUUCUGUGUCGUGUGUUUUGCAUAGAGAAGAUGCGACUGGGACUGUGAACUGCUUGUGAACUACGUGUGAUGAUGUGUUGCUUCUGGAUGGAGCUGUUCUACAAAUUCUGGACAUUUCAGAUGCAGUUGUGACACUUAAGUUGAUACGUCUUUACAGAUGAACCCACAUUAAUGCUGUCACUCAAUCAUCUAACACAUGGCUCUGGAGGUGAAGUACUCUCAUCUAGAUUGCAUCUGGAAUAAAAAUGACAUUUUUAUUGUGGACUGUUUAUUAAUGUAUCAUUUAAUGAGAAAAUGACUCUGAGCCUUGGAUUGAUGGUUAAUUAGUUCAGCUCUCUGAUUCAGACAACUUUCAGAAAUACCCUGCUGAGUGUCAGAAUGGGAUAAAAACUGAUGUGUGAUUCUGUCUAGAAUGUAAUAAUGCUCCCUGAGUAUUGUAAUAACCGUUUGUGUUCAGCUCAACGGGAACAUAAAAAUGACAUCACUCUCUCUAUAUAUGACAAAAUUUAUAGAUUUAAGGUCCAAUCUGUAUUUUAUAUUUAACGUCAUUUCCAUCUCAGUCCGAUCAUAGCCUGUUCCACAUUAUUAUUAUUAUGUCCACUAUUAUUAGAUCAUUGUUUUUAGACCCACAAUUCCACUGCAAACAAGUAGCGAUAUUUUAUAGACUAAAAUUAAAAAUGAAAAUUUAGUUACAAAAAGAUCAAAAACAUAAAGUGACAGAAAUGAAAACUGUACAUUUAGACACUACAUAGGAUUAGGUUUAAAAAUGUAUGAAUUAAAGAUUAUACUUUGUGUUGCUGAUGAGUAAAGAGACAAGAAUAAGGGUACUGUAUCUGAUGAUCUUGACAGUUUUUAUACUGGUUCAGCUUGUUUAGGAAAGGUUUUUGUGAAAAGGAGAUGUGUAGUGACCCAAGAUAACAUGGGACCCACACUAUGAUAGAAAACAGCUGGACUCAGACCAGUUAAUAUAAAGGAUAUUAUGAACCAGCUCUGUUCACUUUUACCCAAGAAGAAUCAGUUGAGUGAUUUGUUAGCACCGAUUAGGUAAAGGGUUUAAAGUCUCUCCAAAACUUUUGGCACCAAUGCAGCAAACAUUAAACAUGCAUUUUAAAAUUUUUCCUGCACUUUUAAUUGAAUCAACAUGAUACAGGAGAAAACCAAAGUGCAUUGUAGGUUUCUACAGACCCGUUAGUCCCAAAAUGUCCUUCCAGGAAACUUUUAAAUGUUGACAACUAGGAGGGCAUUUUAAGAUUUGGAGUCAAGUCCCAAAUUUGUCAGUGAUCGGUAUAAUUUGAGAACUCCAGCUGAGACAUGUUGUGGUUUUUAAAUGUAAAGGGACCAUAAAACGUGCUGUUUUGUUUGUGUAUUCUGGGAUGUGUAAGUGCAUCAUUUGUGAGACAAUUUUAGAACGAAGAAAACCCCAAAAAUUCUAUGUCUUGUAUGAUACAUGGGCCAUUUUGACUCCAGAAAUGCCAAAGUCUUCAGCUGGUGACACCCAUUAGAAUUCCCUGACCAGACCAUGUUCUCCUAGAUGGUGAUCUUGAUGUGACUGCUGAUAAUCUGACGCAAAGCUAGUUUACCUCCUUUGCUUUUUGUCACUUGAUAUAUUGGUACAUUUAUGGUUUUCAGCAAAUUCAUGUCAGUAAUGAAAGGUACCAAUUCAAGGGUUUAUUGAGUAACUGUGAAAUGUCUAACAUUAAAUGGUACAUUAAAUGUACUUUAUAAAUUUUACAUAAUUCAUCUCACCAAAUUUAACAAAGCAAUAAAGUGAUUAAAUCUGAGUUCCUUUGGUUA
This is a messenger RNA of Amphiprion ocellaris (clown anemonefish), 4534 nucleotides long. RefSeq names its product T cell activation inhibitor, mitochondrial (gene tcaim). Bases 556 to 2040 code for a protein of 494 amino acids. NCBI's taxonomy places the organism in Eukaryota, Metazoa, Chordata, Actinopteri, Pomacentridae. The record is from RefSeq and is a predicted model, not a curated record. The transcript is spliced from 10 exons. Gene Ontology annotation, cellular component: mitochondrion.